CCUCCUCCUCGCACCUUCUGUGUGGCAGUAACGAAAUCCUAACUAUUCAGUUUUUCGCCGCUUCUGCUAAGAGCACCGCCCGGUUGACGGCGAUGCCAACACCUGGACGUCUCCAAUACAGGGCAUCUUGAAGGACCAGUAGAGAGAUGUCAAGGUUCCGUGGAUUAUGGCAGGCUUCUGUUAAUGCUACUAAAAAAGCUCUAACUUGGAACGUCGAUGACUGGAUUCCACCAAGUGAAAAAUACAUAUUUAGCUUUAAUUCAAAGGAUGAGCUUAAAAAGUGGCAUCUCUAUUCCGAUUCCGAGUAUGGAGGUCUGUCUACAGCAUCUCUAGAAAUCAAAAAUGUUGGAAAUGCAUCAAGUGUUACUACCGGAAUAUUUUCUGGGAACCUUUCUUCUGAUCUUUCUGAGGGUUCAAGGUGGAACAUCAGUCGAAGUGGCUUCUGUGGCAUGCGUUCUAGAAAGUUUGAUGGCUUUAUUGACUUGGAAUCAUAUGACACAAUAGCUCUAAAACUUAAAGGAGAUGGGAGAUGCUAUAUUUCUACUAUUUAUACGGAGAAUUGGGUGAAUUCUCCAGCACAACAUGAAGAUAACUCGUGGCAAGCAUUUGUCUUUGUGCCUAAAGACAACUGGUAUAUAGCUAAGAUACCCAUUGCUCGGUAUUUGCCAACGUGGAGAGGGAAUGUUAUUGACGCAAAUUUGGAGAUGAAUCCUUCUCGAGUUGUUGGCAUGUCGUUUUCUGUUAACGCAGAAGGUGGAGUUCCAGGUGCUAGGACUGGUCCAGGUGAUUUUCGAGUGGAAAUCGAUUGGAUCAAAGCCUUUAGAACGCAGUGAUUCCCUAUGAAGAAUGUUUGUGGCACUAAAUAUGAGACUCGUGUAUAUGGAUGAUCUUGUUUGUCUUUUAACAAAACACAGCUUAGUAUUCUGCUCACCAUUCACAACAAAUUUUGUCGCAGAGCUUCUUCUUCUUCUUUUUUCCUUUCUUUUGUCAUAGCUUUGAUGAAUACUAGUGAUGGGAAUGAUACACACAGAAACAAUAAAAGAUGUCAUCAUGUCUUGUGGCCGCACUA
This is a messenger RNA of Coffea eugenioides, 1069 nucleotides long. Its product is annotated as probable complex I intermediate-associated protein 30. Gene Ontology annotation, biological process: mitochondrial electron transport, NADH to ubiquinone; mitochondrial respiratory chain complex I assembly. The transcript has 8 exons. Gene Ontology annotation, cellular component: mitochondrion. The record is from RefSeq and is a predicted model, not a curated record. Lineage: Eukaryota; Viridiplantae; Streptophyta; Magnoliopsida; Gentianales; Rubiaceae. Bases 147 to 833 code for a protein of 228 amino acids.